Molecule: messenger RNA, 687 nt
Organism: Fusarium odoratissimum NRRL 54006
Lineage: Eukaryota; Fungi; Ascomycota; Sordariomycetes; Hypocreales; Nectriaceae
Exons: 1
Coding region: 1-687 (228 amino acids)
Source: RefSeq, a predicted model, not a curated record
AUGACCCGACCUUCAAUCCACAUUAAGCACAUUCAGUGCGACACGUUCUUCCGCGACCGUGAUCCAGCUGGACACUCUGAGCCAGAAGGAAUGGAGUCUACAGCGCCUUCCACGAACGAUGUUGACAUGUCAUCUUCCGCAACACUUGCAGUGGCUUCUUUAGCGACGCCAGCUCCCAGCCUGCAAGAGGAAACACCACAUGAAGAAGUAGAACAUCAGUACCUCUGGCGUUGCUUCCCGGAUUACGUGUGGUCCCAACGCGUCCGAGAUAUACCAUCGUGGGUAUGGGGUUUCGGGUAUGAUGUUGAGGAUUCUUCUGGUAGUCGGCGGUGGGUCUGCAGGCGCUUCAUCCAGAACAAGAAUCCCAAACCCAGAAGCUUCGCGGAGAAGGGAAUCCAGAAUGCGAACGCCCAUUUAUUCAAGGGCCAUGGAAUACGCGCUCCCCCUGACAAGACGAAAUCAGCCGCUGAGAAAAAAGCCGAGAAAUUAAAGGCCAAGGAUCAGAGGUCCGUCGCCGAAGUGAUGAAGCUCGAUACGCGACUCCCGCGCGAACAAGACAUUGCGAACAGUCUGGCCAAGGGUUUCGACCGCAAGCAUUUCCAGCGCCUCCUACUCGAAUGGAUCAUUGAGGAAAACCACGCCUUUAGCGUCUGUGAGCAAGGAAGACUACGCCAGAUAUUCGAAUAA